AGCAGGCGGGCGGGGGCCUCGGCUCGGCGCGUGGGAGUCGGGAUUUGCUCAGCCCGGGAAGAAAAGUAAAUUUGCAGAGCGGCAGGUCGGGGGUCCGAGAGGCUGUGCCGCGCUCCGGGCGUCCCUGCGGGUAGCGUCUCCGGUCAGGUAGUGAAGACUGCAGUGAAGCCCCCUCCCCCUUUGGCCUGGCCUUCUUCAGGCUGAACAAUUCCAGUUCCCUCGGCCUUUUCCUGCACAUCGCAUGUUCCAGCUCACCAGUGAAGAUGUUGCUAUGAGGAAAGAAGUCAGCAAUGACUGAUGUGGAGCCUGUGGUCACAGAUUUUGCAGCAUCAGGAAGGGCAGGCCGCCGGAACGCCUUACCAGAUAUUCUGGGCUCUCCUGCUGGUGCUGGGACUUCAGACCUGCCGCACAAACUGGCAGAGCUCUCUGUUUCAGAAGAUGAAAGAGCAGAGGAUGGAGAAGUAUCAUCAUCCAAAGCCUCACUGGAAAGUCAAGAUUCAGGAGGAAAAAACAGUGAUUCCUAACACCUAAGGACUGCUGAAUUAAUGAAACCCAUCAACAGACUUUCUAGAGUUUCCCUGUGUCACCAGUUCUGAAGUGUGGUAACAACUAUAGCAACACACAACAUUUUACAGCACAAUUGUACCUAGAUGACAUUAACACAAAACUAAUGCUUUUUCUACAGUAGUCCAUCAAAAACUAUGUUCUACAAAUCUAAAUGAGAUGAGAACUAAAGAAUGUAUCUGUUGUCCUGGGUUUUUUAAUAGUUGUAGUAUUCAUCCUAACCAAUCUUCUUCUGCAGUUUCAGCGAGUAUAGUUAGCAGAUGUACCAAGUAAUGACUGCUUCAAAAUAAAAUAUCUAUUUCUUAAUUUUCCAAAAUGACUUAUUUCUCUCUAACACAUAGGCAUAUUCACUCUUCACCUUAAGAUGAUUUAAGUAUGUAUUAGAUUGUAAACAUCCAUCUGCAAUUUAUUUCCAGAGAUUUUUGUUCUCUUUAGGGAUAUAUAGAUAGAAGACAGAAAUAGAAAAAAAAAAAGGAAAAAAGAAAAAAAGAAAAAAAAAUUAUCUCCUCCUGCUGAUUCCAAAAGUUUUGUAUUACUACAUAAUACACCAGUGUUGUUUUUUAAACUCUUGCAUUUAUUUGAUUAUGGCACACCAUCUCAGUUCUCCCACUCCUACCAGUCUUGCUGCUUCUGUCUUUUAUAUUCUCAAGCCUAAUAUUGUAGCUGUUCAUGUGUAUCUAAAAUAAAAUAGACACAUUUGUAAGCGAUUAAAACUGUUAAAUCUCAUUGUGGAAAAUAAAUAGCUAUCCUCUUUUCUGCCUUCC
Molecule: messenger RNA, 1328 nt
Organism: Rhea pennata
Lineage: Eukaryota; Metazoa; Chordata; Aves; Rheiformes; Rheidae
Gene: PKIB
Product: cAMP-dependent protein kinase inhibitor beta
Exons: 4
Coding region: 291-524 (77 amino acids)
Biological process (GO): negative regulation of cAMP-dependent protein kinase activity
Cellular component (GO): cytoplasm; nucleus
Molecular function (GO): cAMP-dependent protein kinase inhibitor activity
Source: RefSeq, a predicted model, not a curated record